Molecule: messenger RNA, 4502 nt
Organism: Nematolebias whitei (Rio pearlfish)
Lineage: Eukaryota; Metazoa; Chordata; Actinopteri; Cyprinodontiformes; Rivulidae
Product: neurocan core protein
Exons: 19
Coding region: 1-3867 (1288 amino acids)
Biological process (GO): cell adhesion
Molecular function (GO): hyaluronic acid binding; calcium ion binding
Source: RefSeq, a predicted model, not a curated record
AUGAAACGGGUGAGGAGUUUUGAGACUCACUGUGAAUUGGUCACUAACCUUCUCGAUCUGUGGCGUGGCAAGAACAGAAGCGCUGAGCUUGGUGACGUCACUGUAGCAGUGAGGGCUGCAGCAGGCCAACAGAACAAGGAGCUGCGUGUGGUCCGUGUAGGGCGAGUCCAGAAGCAGGGUCCAGAAAACUUAGCAGGGGUCAUUAACAGGCGGUCAGAGAGCUGUUAUGUGCUGUCCUCUUUCGCUGCAGCCUCCUCCUUGGUGAACAUGCGUAGGAUCACCCAUCCUACAGUCCAACAGAUGCUUGCAGGCAAAGCUGUCCUCCCCUGUGUCUUCACCCUCCAGACCAGCUCCUCCGUCCAGCCUCCACACCUCCUGUGGACUCACAGCAGACUGUCAGCAGGAGGCCAAGGGCCUCCUUUGGAGCAGAUUGUACUUUCUGCUAAAGGUGAUGUAAUCAAGGUGAAUAAGGCCUUCAGCGGCCGCAUCAUGCUGCCAGGAUACUCUGCCAACCCUCUCGAUGCUACCAUGGAGAUCUCUGGUCUCCGCACCGAGGACUCGGGCACUUACCACUGUCAGGUCGUCAUGGGCAACCACCAGGAGAGAGACACCGUGCCUCUGGUGGUCUCUGGGGUUGUGUUUAACUACCAGGUACCUGAUGUUCGUUAUGCCCUCACGUUCACCGAUGCCCAGCGAGCCUGCGAAGAAAACUCAGCUCAGAUUGCGUCGCCGGCCCAGCUGUGGGCAGCGUACUACGAUGGGUUUUCCAGCUGUUCAGCUGGAUGGUUGGAUGAUCAGACUGUCCGUUAUUCGGUCCAGUCGCCAGAGCUCGGUUGCCAUGGACACAAGGAGUACUCAGCUGGAGUGAGAAAUUAUGGGAAGAGGGACCCAAAAGAGAUGUUUGAUGUGUACUGUUUUGCCAAAGAACUGGAUGGUGAGGUGUUUCACUCCUCGGUUCCAGGCAGACUGUCACUGUCUUCAGCCUCCGAUCGCUGCGUGUCCCUUGGGGGCCAGCUGGCUACCGUGGGACAGCUUUAUCUGGCGUGGAGGGCCGGCCUAGACAGCUGCGCCCCGGGAUGGCUGUCUGACGGCAGCAUUCACUACCCGGUGGCCUGGCCUCGUCCAGAAUGUGGAGGGAGCCAGCCGGGAGUCCACACCGUCACGCCCAACACCACUGCUGACAACUCGACAGCUUUAUACGACGCUUACUGCUACAGAGGUAAAGUGAAGGAUACAGGCUCUGAGAUUUACACCUCCCAGUGGAAGCCCUGGAGCUAUCUCACAGGCUCGAGUGAUGCUGAGUCUGCAGCGACCGACAGCUCCAAUCUGACUACACAGCAAACCACCACGCUCACAGCAUCCUCAGAAGAUGUCGAAGUGUCAACUUCCAACUGGACAGGAACGGUUGAGCUGGAAGAAGAAGAGUCCCCUCACAGCUUCUCCACAGACCCCUGGUCCUCGGAGUCGUCAGCGUCAUUCAUUACCCUACAGCUGAUCCCAGGUCAGAACUCCUUCGACUGGGGGGAUCUGCAGGAGCCCGGGCCCGACUCGGAGGAGUUUCUCAGACCUCCAGCUCACCCGACUCCAGCUGAGAAAAAGGUGAUCUCAAAGAUUGUGAAAUCCAUCUGGAAGCCUUGGAACUACCUGGUGGGGACAGGAGAUGAGGAGGGAACCCAAGCACCAAAUGAGCACGCGGAAAAAGAGGAGACUGCAACAAAAGAAACUGGAGAAGAAUCACAUCCCUCCAGCCCUGUAUCACCAGGUCUGUUUUCCUGGGGAAGUUCAUGGUUCAUCAGCCAGCCUGUGGAGAAAACCACAGCAGCCAAUGAAGAUUCAUCCACUCAUCUGGCAUCGACUUUAGCAUCGUCCACGAGUUCUCCGACAACAGAGAGCAUCAAGAUCUCAGAGAACUCCGAGACUCCCACGUUCACUCCCUCCAGCCACUCACCUGACAUCACCUCCACUGAGAAAGAAACGUGGAUCACAGUGGAAAUAGACACAACAACCCAAGCAGCUGGUAAGAGGCAGGAAACUGUGACCUCCAGAGCCGGUGGCAGAGGAGGAAGAGGAAGGGGGAGGAAGAACAAAGGGGAGGACAGGAACAGAGGGGAGGAGAGAGGGAAAGGAGAAGAAGAAGGAAGUGGAGAAAUCACUGGUGCAGAAGCGAAAGGCGAGAUCCAAGUCUCCCGUCGACUAGUAGGGUCAAGAGAAAGGUCUAGAGAACGAAACAGAGAGAGGGGUCACAGAAAAGGACAAUCCUCCAAGACCACCACCACAGCCACCACUGUCACCAGCAGCCCUCUUGAAGCCACAGCAAUGACCACAACUGAGCCAGAAAGGGACAAUUCCACAUCCCAACACCAGACCAUCAUAUCAGAAUCGGAAAACUCAUCCCUGUCAGUCUCACAAGAACAAGAACAAACAAUGCCCCCUUCUCCAUCGCCGUUACCAACAACCUCACCGUCCACCUCAUGGUCUACUUCGACGUUCACCUCACCCUCUUCAACUCCUUUUGAAUCCACACAGUCAGAAUCCCUUCAUGAAUCUCACUCUCUCCAGCCAUCACCAUCUGAUCUCAUUUCUUCCUCCUCCCUUACAGACGUUUCCUCCACCUCAUUCUAUUCCCCGACCCCAUCCUACUCCCCCUCUCCAUCCCUGUCCCCUUCCCAGCCCACAUCCCAGGCUCACACCGUUCAGCCAGCUACGUCUCCUCACACAGAGACCAGUAACUCUACAGAUGACCUUAUCACUCUUCAAAUGGUCCCAGAGGAAGGAUUGUCCGUUAACGCCUCUCUAGAAGAGCCCCUGUCGCUGCCGGCACCCCAAGAUGACGAGGAGGCUGCCUGGUCUCCUGUUGUGGGUUCGGGGGCCCUCUUACCUGGCAACAUGGAGGAGGAGAGCAACAGAGGAGGAGCCAACAUCAGCACCACACCUCUCAGUCCAACAGCUGAAGUGGAGCCCUGCGUGACAAACCCAUGUCUGCACGGAGGGAAGUGCCUUCCUCAGGGAGCUGGCUACAGCUGCUACUGUCCACAAGGAUACGCUGGAGAGAACUGUGAGAUCGAUGUUGAUGACUGCCAGUCCGAGCCAUGUGAAAAUGGAGGAACCUGCGUCGACAAGAUUGAUUCGUUCCUCUGCCUUUGCCUGCCGAGCUACGGGGGAGACACGUGUGAGAAAGAUGUGGAAGGUUGUGAGCAUGGCUGGAGGAAGUUUCACGGCCACUGCUACCGGUAUUUCAGCCACAGACACACCUGGGAGGAUGCAGAGAAAGACUGCCGAGAGCACAGUGCACACCUCAGCAGCGUCCUGUCCAGCACUGAGCAGGAGUUUAUUAAUGGUCUGGGACACGACAACGCCUGGGUUGGUCUGAACGAUCGGACGGUGGAGGACGACUUUCAGUGGACUGACGGCAAUGAUCUGGUUUAUGAGAACUGGAGGGAGAGCCAGCCGGAUAACUUCUUCGCAGGUGGGGAGGAUUGCGUGGUGACCAUCGCCCACGAGGAUGGCAAGUGGAACGACGUGCCCUGCAACUACAACCUGCCCUACAUCUGCAAAAAAGGCACAGUGCUAUGUGGGACACCACCUGCAAUAGAAAAUGCCCAUUUAAUAGGUCGGCGGAGAUCACAUUAUGACAUCCACUCAGUUGUGCGUUACCAGUGCUCUGAGGGCUUCUACCAGCGCCACAUCCCCACGACACGCUGCCGGGCCGACGGGAGCUGGGAGCGGCCCAGGAUUAUCUGCACAAAGUCUCGGCGUUCGCACCGGUACAGACGCCAUCACCACAAUCAGCACCACGAACAUCGCCGGAACAGGAAACAUGGAGGCGAGGGCCGCAGAGUCAGGGAGGACGUGCACAGCUACUACUGAGCCAAAUAACGCAGUGCCUGCUAGGUGCUAACCAUGGCCUGUAAAGACAGACAGUAGGUCCCUCCUGUCCCCUGGCUGCUCCCCUCGCUCCUGGCUUUGAUUACUUUUAAGAAACAAGCUUGUCUACUAACUAACACUCCGCUACCUUCCAUCAUCUCAUCCCUGAGCUUCAUUGUUUUGAUGCUUCCUUUAACCGACGUCCAACCAGAAGAAUUAACUCGUUUUCUCUCCAGUAGAGUCGUCUCUCCUUCUGUCUAACAAACUCUAACCCUACUGAUCUGACUGACAGCAGUGUGCACGUGUGCGUGUGCGAGCGUAUGCAUGUCAAAUGGAAUAUUAGAGAGGCGUCUUUUAUGUAAAAGUUUGCUCAUUCUUCACAAAAACGCGGACAGCAGAGAUGAAAGAUCUGACCUAACCCCGAGCUGAUUGUUUGUGUGCUGUAGCUGUUCCUUUUCCUGUAAAGCUCUGAAGUAGCUGAUCGUUUGACUAACAUGCUUUUUCUAAUAUUUGCUGUUUCUGUACUAUUUAUUAUGAAUAAUUUGCUAGUGAAUACUCGUUUUUUUUACUUAUACAGUACUCCAGAAAGAGCUGAUGAAACAUCAUUUUCUAUGCCAGUAUUUGAGUUCAAUCAGUAA